This is a messenger RNA of Brassicogethes aeneus, 772 nucleotides long. Lineage: Eukaryota; Metazoa; Arthropoda; Insecta; Coleoptera; Nitidulidae. The record is from the annotation of a GenBank genome assembly.
CCGGUGACUGUUUCAGCGGACGGACGUGUAUUUGCACAGCAACCGAAAUCCGAGCAAUCAGCCAAAAUGAAGAUCUACAAGGAUAUUUUCAGCGGAGAUGAGAUGUUCUCAGACACUUACAAAAUAAAAUUGGUUGAUGAUGUAAUAUACGAAGUGUACGCCAAAUACGUGUCCCGUAAACAUGGGGAGGUGCAAAUUGAAGGUUCCAACCCAUCUGCUGAAGAGGCCGAUGAAGGCACAGAUGAAGCAGUCGAAUCCGGUGUAGAUGUUGUUUUGAACCACAGAUUGGUAGAGACUGGAUUUGACAAAAAAGGAUACACUGUAUACCUUAAGGAUUACAUGAAGAGAUUAGUAGCCAAAUUGGAAGAAACCAAACCUGACCAAGUAGAAAUCUUUAAGAGCAACACGCAAAAAGCAAUGAAAGACAUCUUGGGCAGGUUUAAGGAAUUGCAGUUCUUCACUGGCGAAUCCAUGGACGCUGACGGUAUCAUUGGCCUUAUGGAAUACCGCGACAUCGAAGGCGAAUCCACUCCAGUACUCAUGUUCUUUAAACACGGCUUGGAAGAGGAAAAAUUCUAGUGUGAUUGUUUAUUUUUUUAAUUUAAAUUAUUAAAACUGAUAUUUUUGUUAGACUUAUUUAUAUUUACUACCAAUAUACAUUUUAAUGUUUCUUAAAAAUGUGUCCCCAACUUUCAUUUUUUUAUCCGAAAAAACGUCGUUUCUGGAAUUUUUUUUAUUGAUAAGCUGAAUCUAAAUUAAAUAAUUUUCUUAC